Apaloderma vittatum (bar-tailed trogon) is the source of this 801-nucleotide messenger RNA. It is a transcript of the gene UROS, whose product is annotated as uroporphyrinogen III synthase. The coding region runs from base 1 to 801 and encodes 266 amino acids. Gene Ontology annotation, biological process: uroporphyrinogen III biosynthetic process. Lineage: Eukaryota; Metazoa; Chordata; Aves; Trogoniformes; Trogonidae. The record is from RefSeq and is a predicted model, not a curated record. Gene Ontology annotation, molecular function: uroporphyrinogen-III synthase activity. The transcript has 9 exons.
AUGAAGGUUCUGUUGCUGAAGGAUCCCAAAGAAAAAGACUCAGGACCAGACCCAUAUAUUAAAGAAUUAGGAUUAUACGGAUUUGAAGCAACUUUGAUUCCAGUUUUGUCAUUUGAAUUCGUAUCUCUCGAAUGCUUAUUUGAGAAGCUCUCUCAUCCAGAAUGUUAUGGAGGCCUAGUUUUUACCAGCCCAAGAGCAUUAGAAGCCAUCAAGAUAUGCUUAAAAGAGAAUAGUAAGAACGAAGAAUGGUCGCAAUCUCUUAAACACAGAUGGAAUAGCAAACCAGCGUACGUGGUAGGAAAAGCUACAGCUUCUCUAGUGGAAGAAAUUGGCCUUAUUCCACAAGGAGAAAAGUCUGGAAAUGCUGAAAAAUUAGCUGAAUAUAUUUGCUCAAGAGAGAAACCUAACUCCUCCGCUCUGCUUUUUCCUUGUGGAGCCCUAAAAAGAGAAGUACUUCCUACAGUACUUAGAGAAAAAGGUGUACCUCUGGAAAGCCUCACUGUCUAUCAAACAACCCAACACACUGACCUGCAAGAAUCUUUGAGCCGUUAUUUCUCACAACAGGGAAUUCCGGCAAGUGUCGUGUUCUUCAGUCCAUCGGGUGUCAGAUACUCCCUCCAGCACAUUCAGAAGCUAUCGGGAGAUUUUAUCAAUGACAUCAAGUUCGCUGCCAUCGGGCCAACCACCGCCGAAGCCCUGGAAGCAGGAAUCGCCGUGAGCUGUACUGCCGAGAGCCCCACGCCCCAGGCCCUGGCUGUCGGGAUCCAAAAAGCACUUCACUCCCACACCUUACCGAAAUGA